AUGGGGGAUUUGAGGAGCCUGAAAAUGGCGAUUGUGGGCAUUAUUGGCGGCGAGAAGAACGGCUGCACAGAAGAGAAACUGCUACAAUUGUAUAGUUUGGUGUACCACAAGCCUCUGGAGCCAAGUGCGUAUGGGUUUGCUGACAUGAAAUCGCUGCUGAACUCGCCGGAGAUGCAGGGCAGUGAUGGGUUUGAAUACCAUGGUGGCCGGUAUUUCGUGGCCAGCAACAAGAAAAUUACAAGAAUUCUUGGCUUGGUUCGCGGCACAAGACAUAGAAAAAAGUCCUAUCCCGAGAGGAUCACAGGACCACGCAUAGGUAAUUUCGAAUAG
Gongylonema pulchrum is the source of this 330-nucleotide messenger RNA. NCBI's taxonomy places the organism in Eukaryota, Metazoa, Nematoda, Chromadorea, Rhabditida, Gongylonematidae. The record is from the annotation of a GenBank genome assembly.